UGGCGGAGGGAUGAUAAUCCGGCUCCAACACAGCUGCACUCGCCUGCCUCGAUUUCUCCUUGCGCUGCUCUUAGGCGCGUUACGGCUUUUUAAGUAAAGCAGAAGGGCGUGAGGACAGCGGCGGAGUGUCGGAAUGCGGAGCGGCCGCCGGGGUCGAGGAUGCUGAGUGCGGACUGUGGAGGAGCCGAGGCGCGUCUGCAGCUCUGCUCUCCGUCGCAUCUGCACCGGGUCGCGGUUUGAGAAUUGGGAGCAUCUUCCGAGUCUUUGUGCGCCUCCCCGCGCGCGCUCGGACAUGAGACCCGGGGAGGCUGCGGAUGCGUGACCGGAACCGUCCGUGAAUCUGUGGCACCGAGCCGAGCCCGGGACUUUUUUUUUUUACAUGGCUUUCGUGUUCCGAAGAUGGAGGCUUCUGCUGGUGCUGAACGUGAUGGCGGUGGCGGGGUUCGUCACCUUUUGGGCCAAAUGCAACUCACGCAGCGUCCAAGCGGUCGGUCCGCUUCUGGUUCCGCUGGACCGCAGGAGGCCUCCGAGCAACGGGACGGUACCGGGGUCCAACAUUAGUCACGAGCUGCUGCUGAAGAGGCUCAGCUCGCUGGAGGACGUGGUGUACCGGCAGCUCAACGGCCUGUCCAAGUCUCUGGGUCUGAUCGAAGGGUUCGGGGGUCGUGGUAAAGGGGGCACGGCUGCCACGCUGUCGCCGGCCGAGGAGAGCAACGCCAAAUACUUGCGGGAGAAAUACGGCUACAACGCCUUCCUCAGCGACCGGAUCUCUCUGGACAGAACCAUCCCGGACCACAGACCCAGCAAGUGCAUAAAGGUCAACUUCCCCCGUGACCUUCCUCAAAUAUCCCUCAUCUUCAUCUUCGUCAACGAGGCUCUGUCGGUGAUCCUACGCUCGGUGCACUCGGCUGUCAAUCACACGCCGGCUCACCUGCUGAAGGAGAUCAUCCUGGUGGACGACCACAGCGACGACGAGCAGCUGAAAGGUCCACUCGAGGAGUAUGUCAACAAGCGCUACCCAGGCCUGGUGAAGAUCGUUCGGAACCAGAAGAGAGAAGGACUGAUCCGGGCCAGAAUCGAAGGUUGGAAGGCAGCCACGGCUGAGGUCACGGGCUUUUUCGAUGCCCAUGUCGAAUUCACGCCGUCCUGGGCCGAGCCGGUUCUGGCCAGACUCAAGGAGGACCACAAGAGGAUCAUCCUGCCCUCCAUCGACAACAUCAAGCACGACACCUUUGAAGUGGAGCGCUACGAGAACUCGGGUCACGGAUACAACUGGGAGCUGUGGUGCAUGUACAUCAACCCCCCCAAGCAGUGGUGGGAGGAGGGGGACAUGACUGCCCCCAUCAGAACUCCCGCCAUGAUCGGCUGCUCCUUCGUGGCCAACAGAGCCUACUUCGGGGAGCUGGGCUUGCUGGACUCUGGCAUGGACGUGUACGGAGGCGAGAAUAUCGAGCUGGGCAUCAGGGUGUGGCUGUGUGGGGGCAGUAUGGAGGUGCUGCCUUGCUCCAGGGUCGCACACAUCGCCCGCAUGAAGAAGCCCUACCACAGCAACAUCGCCUUCCACAUGCGGCGCAACGCCCUGCGGGUGGCCGAGGUCUGGAUGGACGAGUACAAGUCCAACGUCUACCUGGCGUGGAACAUCCCGAUGGAGAACCACAGUAUCGAUUUCGGAGACGUCUCCCAGCGGGUGGCGCUGAGGAAGAGUCUGCAGUGUAAGAGCUUCCAGUGGUACCUGGACAACGUCUACCCCGAGAUGAGGAGAUACAACAACACGCUGUACUACGGGGAGAUCCGUAACUCCAAAGCGAGCCACUUGUGCAUGGACCAGGGAGUGAAGGAGAACCACACGGCCACCCUGCACCCGUGUCACGGCUGGGGCCCACAGCUGGGCCGCUUCACCUCGGAGGGUCAGCUGUACCUGGGACCUCUGGGCAGCACCGGGGACGACACUCGCUGCGUGGUGGACGACCAGAGCGGCAGCUUCCCUCAGAUGGUCAACUGUGACAAGGUGACUGACGAAAAGCAGAAGAGCUGGACGUUCUCUCAGGGCCACUCGUUCAUCAACCGGGCCUCAGGUCGGUGUCUGGAGGUGAUCCCGGCCAACGUUUACUUCGGCUACCUGCUGGUGCUGCAGUCAUGUUCGGGUCAGAGGUGGACCAUCAAGAACACUAUGAGGCACUAGGUCCGGCCCGCCACAGAUCCAGGAACUCGAUGAUGCAACAUCCGAAUCAGGUCACAUGACCUAUCAGAGUCUUACCCGCCAUGGAUGAUGUCAUCGCGUGCGAUUGACGGCUCCAGCGCAUCUUCACGUCCAUUCUCCUCAACUGUCAGUGACCUCCCGUGACCUCUCAUGACCCGGUGUGACAUCAUCAAAGGGCCGCCAUGUUUUGUAAGACUCGUGUCGAUGUCCCCCUCGCUGUAGAUGCAUGAUUGUACUGGGAUCACAGGGAGGAAGUGUUUCUGUGCUGACCAUGAUGUCAUUUUUUAUUCUGCAUCAGCUCCAUUCUGAGUCUUCCGAUUAAAGAAACAGCUGGUUGAUGUUCAGCGUCCCACUUUGAUGUAAAGAAGAAGAACACUGGGGUGGAAGGGAAGCUCCAGAGAGGCGCUUUUAUCCUCCACUCGAUGACGCACUCAGAUCGCUUCUCUCUGCUGCUGGGGUCUGAUCCGCCACUCCACAUUAAAAUAAAAUAAAAUAAAAUAAAAUAACAAAAGCUUACCACAAUUCCAACAGUCUGACGGCCGAGGGGAAGACGCUGUUCCUGUGACGGGAGGUUCUGGUCUGGAUGGACCGCAGCCUCCAGCCAGAGGGAAGAGGAACAAACAGUCCAUGUCCA
Synchiropus splendidus (mandarinfish) is the source of this 2834-nucleotide messenger RNA. It is a transcript of the gene galnt17, whose product is annotated as polypeptide N-acetylgalactosaminyltransferase 17. The record is from RefSeq and is a predicted model, not a curated record. Gene Ontology annotation, cellular component: Golgi apparatus. The coding region runs from base 380 to 2182 and encodes 600 amino acids. NCBI's taxonomy places the organism in Eukaryota, Metazoa, Chordata, Actinopteri, Syngnathiformes, Callionymidae. The transcript has 11 exons.